Messenger RNA from Ectocarpus siliculosus, 1161 nucleotides. NCBI's taxonomy places the organism in Eukaryota, Phaeophyceae, Ectocarpales, Ectocarpaceae. The record is from the annotation of a GenBank genome assembly.
AUGUUCCGGCGUGUGAUCACCACGGUCAUGUACGGGGAUGGGUCUUCGCGGUCCACGGCCCAGGACUUCCUGUUCGACAAGUCGCUCGACGCCUGGUUCGAAGAAACCGGGCCCUUCGACUACUACGGGCCAGGGGUGGCCCCCGUCGGGGAGCGCGGCUUCGGCCACGGGAACGGGCGCGGCAACACGCCAGUGGACAACGUCCUGCGCAUGAACGAGUUCCUCCGGGUGGGGCACAGCAUCGCCUCUGUCGACCGCAAGUUCACCGCAGUCUUGGAGAGCGACUGCAACCUGGUGGUCUACCAUUUGAGAGGAGGGGGGAAGAAGGUCAAGAGUCUAUGGAGAUGGGGGGGGGGGGCGUGCUCUUAUGUUUUGCAUGCCUUAGCGGUUAGACCAUUGACCACGCGUCUUCGAGAGGACGGAGCAUUGUUCCCACAGGACCGAUCACCGAUGGUGUGGGAGACCUCGUCGUUCUCUUCGGAGGGCCGGUGCUUCGUGGCUAUCCAGGACAACGGCAUGCUGGUCGUCAUGGCCGGGAACGAUCCGAGCGCACCCGGGAACGUUCUUUGGAGCAACAACCAAGCGCACGUGGGUUGGUUCAGGCAGAACUCCUUCCACGCCGCGGUUCUCCCGAGCGGCAACUUGGUAGUAUCUCAAGGGGAUUCGCCUAUGCACUCGGCCGCUCGGCGCUGCGUCUGGGGGGCGUUCGGGUGUCCGGGUGACGGGGGCGUGAUGGAGUGGAAGCUGGUGUGGAUGUCGUUCAGGACCAAGGCUGGCGACAUCUGGUGCAAGGUGAAGGGAUGCGACGGCGACGGAGCGGGAGAGUACUCUUACUACAGCGACAGCGGAGACAACCCUGGCGGUAACGGGACCCGCGAUUCUUCUUCUUGGAAGCGGCAAUCAGGCGGCGGCGGCGGUGCCGGUGUCGACGGUGGUGCGUUUGACCCUUGGGCCGCCGGCCGUGGCGGUGGAAGGGAAGACGAUGGCGGCGGCGGCGGCGGCGGCGGCGGCGGCGGCAUCAGCCACCUGCUGACGCAACCCGGCGCCGCCAUCAAGAAGGCGGCCGGGCGAGGGGUCGCGUGGUUGACGGAAGCGCUCGCGAAGAUCAAGUCGGCGGCAGAAGACAGCGCUUAUGCGGCCUCGCGCCCUCGCCACUGGUAG